Messenger RNA from Dentiscutata erythropus, 201 nucleotides. The record is from the annotation of a GenBank genome assembly. NCBI's taxonomy places the organism in Eukaryota, Fungi, Glomeromycota, Glomeromycetes, Diversisporales, Gigasporaceae.
CUUGAAGUUGAAGACACGAUUACUAGUGCUGAACCUUUCUCCGGAGAAAUGCUAUCACCUAAAAAAAUUGAUGUUGGAUUGCCAAAUGAUAUAUAUAAUACUUUAGUAGAGUAUUAUAAUAAUGCAUAUAACACGGAAUUUUUAUCAAUCACUGAGUCAGUUCAGAGAAAUAUAGACGAUAACAUUAUUGUUCAGCCUCAA